AUGGCUGUUGUUAGAGAAGUACCCCUCUGCUCUUCUUGCCAGCAGAUCUUCAGUUCUCCCACGGAGCCUGAGAUUCCAACUUCAGGCUACGAUCUCUUGCCCAGAUUUGCCAGGGCCCAUCACCACUCUAUCGCCUCACUAAAGCAGGCAGUUGAAGCUAGAUGUCCUAUUUGCGUCGCCGUAGCUGCUGCGUUGCCCCCCGAGCCCAUUUCGGCUUCGCCAGAUGAGAAUGCGACCAGCUUCCAUAUUACCAAGGACGAAAGGGACGAAAACAAGUUCGGGAUCACAAUCUUCAUCAACGUCAAUGAUUUGAGAAGACCCGUAUAUCUUAACGCAUAUCAAGUGGAAGGAGGCCAAGGUAAUAGCCAUGAUAAGGAGCUCAAGGGACUGGAUCUUUGCCACCAUUGGAUCUCGGACUGUUUGCGUUCCGAAAAUCCUGGGCAACAUAACUCGUGCCGGAACCAUCGCACCAGAUCGCAAACAGGCCUGAGGCGUCCUUCCCGCCUUAUUCAGUUGAAAGGAGAUGGUGGUGAUGUACAGCUGUCUUAUACAGUGCGCCAGUAUUCUCCAGGUCAAGAACCGUCACCAAACCCUCUCUAUGCCACGGUCAGCCAUCUAGACUGGGCUGAUAAUCCAGCCAUCACAGAUGGGUUCGGACUUCAGAAUGCGUCCUCAUGGACUCCGACCUCUCAACUCCCAACUUGUCUCCAGCAGGCUGCCCAGGUCGCAUUUGAUGCCGGUGUCAAAUACCUUUGGACUCCCAAGCUCUGCGCCAACCCUACUGAAGACCCAAUCACUACCGCGCACAUAUUUGCUGGUGGCGCAUUCAAUAUCGCCGCCAUGGCUUGUGUAACGUCGUCUGACACUUGGUUGUCCUCGAUAGAAUUGAGUAGAAUGCCUAUCGUUCGACCCCAAUGGGCCCCGCAGGAUGCACUUGCGAUAUAUAGUAGCGCGAGUUUCGAAGAUUCAGUCGCCAACUCUCCCCUGUGGGAUUCGGCACUCUUUUACCAAGGAACCCUCCUCUCUCCGGCUACUCUUUACUGCGGGAAAGAUCAACUCUGGUGGCAAUGUUACCACGGAGAAGGAGCACUGUGCAGCGAAUCCCUCGCUGUGACGGGUAACCACUUCAGGCGUGUCGAUAAUCGAGAGGGCAUUCUCGGCCAGCUUGAAGUAAGCAAGCCCUACGCGCGGGAGUUCUACAAGUCAUAUGCAAACUUCGAUCCUUGGCCAUCAGUGUCGUCUUCCGAGGCGGGUCCAUCGGACCAUGCUGACUUUCGUGGAUUCGAAUCACCACAGAAAUGCCUGGCUGCGAUGUGGACGCAGAUCAUCGCGACGUACAGCAUGAUUCCUACAGGAACGCCGGAAGAGAGAGCUGCCGUGAUUGGCGGUAUAGCCGAAUGCGUACCGCUCCUGGCUGCACCCAGGGUUGCCGAUCUUUUUAGCUCAUUAUCGUAUGCCAAUGGGUGUUGGUCUACAGACCUCGUCGAACAACUUGCUUGGCACUUUGUAUACGAUAAGGCCGAGACCAGACGAACACUCCCUCAUCGAAAUAGUACCACAGACCGCUUCCCAACGUGGUCAUGGCUGAACCUUCCUGGAUACGUGAACUUCGAGUUUCCAAUCUCGACGCACCCUAGCGUUUUUAAUACCAACAUGUUACCCGAGGACAUUUUCCUUUCUCCAGUAGCGAAGGCACGCUUCUCCACCGCCGAAGAAUGCAACGCCAUCGGAGUCGCUACUGCGGGUAGCAUCCCGUUGAAUUGCAUCUGGAAGGGCUUGGGAGAGGCCCCGUGA
This is a messenger RNA of Annulohypoxylon truncatum, 1794 nucleotides long. RefSeq lists its product as uncharacterized. The transcript has 3 exons. NCBI's taxonomy places the organism in Eukaryota, Fungi, Ascomycota, Sordariomycetes, Xylariales, Hypoxylaceae. The record is from RefSeq and is a predicted model, not a curated record. The coding region runs from base 1 to 1794 and encodes 597 amino acids.